AACUUGUGUUCUUCCUGUUGGUUUCCCUCUUCCUCUUUCAGCUACGUGUCAGUUUCAGUAUCACAGCUUAAUAAGAGAACCGUUCUCAACAGGAAAUGUCCACUCCCAACCUGCACUCAUAAAGAAAAGACACAAUACAGAAGACUGCUCUACAGUCUGAACCACGCCCCUCACCCUUCCCAGCCUGCACCUGUAGGUCAACCCCCCUCCCUUGGGGUGGGCGUGGCUCCAGGGUUGUAGUUGUAGCAAUGAGCUUUAAGAGGCGCAGCAUAGGUGUGGUUCUGGUGGAGUUUCCGUAUCAGUACACAGACAGCAGUGGCAGCAUCAUCUCCAUCAAACCCAAUGAACAAUACCUCCUCCUGGAGAAGACCAGCGCUAGAUUGUGGCUCGUCUGCAAGGAUGAGAGUUCCGAGUUCUUCUACGUCCCUGACAACUAUGUCAGGGAACUUCCCAGCAGGUUCCCACUGGACCCUGCUGACCCCCCCAGACCAGAGACCACCAGAGUCCCUGAGACAAGAGGACAACACAAGACACCACAGAAGGCUGUCGCUAAAACGAGUCUCUCUGGAGAACAUGACAUGGACACCAAAGCUAAGAGGAUGAGACAGCAGAGACCAGCCUCACCUGUACCCAGCUGUGUGUCCAUGAAGAGUGACUGGUCUAUGGAUCGACCUAUCACAUUCAGUGAUGGAGGAGGACCUUCUAAUAAGGAAGGGAUGAGACAGCAGAGACCAGCCUCACCUGUACCCAGCUGUGUGUCCAUGAAGAGUGACAGGUCUAUGUAUCGACCUAUCAUGUUCAGUGCUGGAGGAGGACCUUCCAAUGAGGAAGGGAUGAGACAGCAGAGACCAGCCUCACCUGUACCCAGCUGUGUGUCCAUGAAGAGUGACAGGUCUAUGUAUCGACCUAUCAACUUCAGUGAUGAAGGAGGACCUUCUAAUGAGGAAGGAGAUCAGCAGGAGAAGUCUGAGUCAGACCAGAGUCACCAUGAGGACUUGUCCUCCAUAUUCACAGUGCUUGAGGAGACUGUCAUCAGGUUUGUGAAGGAAGAGCUGAAGAGGAUGAAGAGGAUUCUGAGUCCAGAUUUCCCAGAAGGCUUAGAGAGUCAGAGGGAGGACCAGGAAGUGAUGGACCCUGAAUAUCAGAAGCAGGAGAGCAGUGCCAGAGAGGGAGCUCUGAAGAUCACACUGCACGUCCUGAGGAACAUGAACCAGAAGGAGCUGGCUGACACUCUGGAGAAAAAUGAGCAUGCUGAGAUUUGUCGACAGAAACUCAAAUCUGAACUAAAGAAGAAGUUUGAAACUGUGUUUGAGGGCAUAGCCAAACAAGGAAACCCAACUCUUCUCAAUAAGAUCUACACAGAUCUCUACAUCACAGAGGGUGAGAGUGGAGAGAUCAAUAAAGAACAUGAGGUGAGACAGAUUGAGACAGCAUCCAGGAAAUCAGCAAGACCAGAAACAGCCAUCACAUGCAACAACAUCUUUAAACCCUCAGCUGGACGAGACACACCUAUCAGAAUUGUUCUGACAAAAGGAGUUGCUGGCAUCGGAAAAACUGUCUCUGUGCAGAAGUUCAUCACGGACUGGGCUCAAGGACUAGCCAAUCAGGAAAUCCAGUUCAUCUUUCCUCUGCCGUUUCGAGAGCUGAAUUUGUUGGCUGGAGAGGAGUUCAGUCUGAUGGAACUUGUCCAUCACUUCUUCUCAGAAACAAGAGAAUCAGGAAUAUCCAACUAUGACAAGUACAACGUUCUGUUUGUCUUUGACGGUCUGGAUGAGUGUCGACUGCCCUUAGCCUUCAAAAAGAACAAGAGCUGGUGUGAUGUCACAGAGUCCACCUCAGUGGAUGUGCUGCUGACCAACCUGAUCAGAGGAAAGCUGCUUCCCUCUGCUCUCAUCUGGAUCACCACUCGACCUGCAGCAGCCAAUCAGAUCCCUUCUGAGUGUGUUGACCUGGUGACAGAGGUACGAGGGUUCAAUGACCCACAGAAGGAUGAGUACAUCAUGAAGAGAUGCAGUGAUGAGAUCCUGGCCGGGAGAAUCAUCUCACACAUCAAGACAUCAAGGACUCUCUACAUCAUGUGCCACAUACCAGUCUUCUCUUGGAUUACUGUUACAGUCCUUGAACACAUGCUGAGAACAGAGAAGAAAGAGAAGAUGCCCAAGACCCUGACUGAGAUGUACACAACCUUCCUGGUGUUACAGACCAAACAGAAGAAGGUGAAGUAUGCUGGGAAAACUGAGACAGAUCCACACUGGGAUGUAGAGAGCAUUCAGAGUAUUCAGUCACUGGGAAAACUGGCCUUCCACCAGCUAGAGAAAGGCAACCUGAUUUUCUAUGAGAAAGACCUGACAGAGUGUGGCAUUGAUGUCUGUGAUGCCUCAGUGCACUCAGGAGUGUUCACACAGAUCUUCAGACAGGAUGGUAAAGUCUUCCAGGAGAAGGUGUUCUGCUUUGUCCAUCUGAGCUUUCAGGAGUUUCUGGCUGCUGUGUUUGUGUUUCUCUCAUUCAUCAACAACAAGCUGAAUCUAAUGUCUGAGACUCCAUCAGCUUCCAGUUCCAACAAACGGUUGACUCUUUUAAAAAAGAAACCAGAAGUCAGAUUCUACAAGAGUGCUGUGGACAAGGCCUGGCAGAGUAAGAAUGGACAGCUGGACCUUUUCCUCCGCUUCCUCCUGGGCCUCUCAAUGGAGUCCAACCAGACUGACUUACGAGGCCUACUGACUCAGAAAAGUAACAAGACAGAGAGACAUGAGGAAACAGUCAAGUACAUCAAGGAGAAGAUCAGAGAGGAUCCCUCUGCAGAGAGAUGCAUGAAUCUGUUCCACUGUCUGAAUGAACUGAAUGACCAUUCUCUGGUGGAGGAGAUCCAACACUACCUGAGCUCAGGAAGUCUCUCCAGUGAGAAGAAGCUCUCAUCUACACAGUGGUCAGCUCUGGUCUUUGUGUUGCUGACUUCAGAAGAAAAGAUGGACGUGUUUGACUUGAAGAAAUACUCCAGAUCAGAGGAAGGUCUUCUGAGGCUGCUGCCAGUGGUCAAAGACUCCAAAACUGCUCUGCUGAAUGACUGUAACCUCUCAGAACGGUGCUGUGAAGCGCUGGCCUCAGCUCUCCCCUCCUCAGAUCUGACAGAGCUAGACUUGAGUAACAACAACCUGGGGGAUUCAGGCAUGAAGCUGCUCUCUGCUGGACUGGGGAAUCCACUCUGCAAGCUGGAGACACUGAGACUGUCAGGCUGUCACAUCACAGAGGAAGGCUGUGCUUCUCUGGGUUCAGCUCUGAAGUCAAACCCCUCCCUUCUGAGAGAUCUGGAUUUAAGCAACAGUGACCUGAAGGAUGCCGGCAUUAAGAUGCUCUCUGCUGUACUGCAGGAUCCACUCUGCAAACUGGAGAAACUGAGGCUGUCAGGCUGUCACAUCAAAGAAGAAGGCUGUGCUUCUCUGGUCUCAGCACUGAAGUCAAAUCCCUUCCUGAGAGAACUGCACCUGAGUAAAUGUGACCUACAGAUUUUAGACAUGAAGGUGCUCUCUUCUCUACAGGAAAAUCCACUCUGCAAACUGGAGAGUCUGAGGCUGUCAGGCUGUCAGAUCACAGAAAAAGGCUGUGCUUCUCUGGGUUCAGCUCUGAAGUCAAACCCCUCCCUUCUGAGAGAUCUGGAUCUAAGCAACAGUGACCUGAGGGAUUCAGGCAUGAAGCUGCUCUCGGCUGGACUGGGGAAUCCACUCUGCAAACUGGAGACACUGAGGCUGUCAGGCUGUCUGGUCACAGAGGAAGGCUGUGCUUCUCUGGCCUCUGCUCUGAGGUCCAACCCCUUCCACCUGAGGGAACUGGACCUGAGCUACAAUCAUCCAGGAGAAAAAGGAUUGAAGCUGCUCUCUGCUGGACUGCAGGAUCCACACUGCAGACUGGAGAAACUCAAUGUGGAUCAUGGUGGAGAGUGCUGGAUCAAACCUGGCCUUGUGAAGGCCUGGAGAUAUGCCUGUGAGCUCACACUGGACCCAAACACAGCAUACAGAGACCUCUCUCUGUCUGAGGAGAACAGAAAGGUGACAAGGAGGAGAGAGGAGCAGCCGUAUCCUGAUCACCCAGAGAGAUUUGAGUUCUAUCCACAGGUGCUGUGUAGAGAGGGUCUGUCUGGGCGCUGUUACUGGGAGGCAGAGUGGAGUGGAAGAGAGGUUUCUAUAGCAGUGACAUAUAAAGGAAUCAGCAGGAGAGGAAGGGGUGCUGACUGUGUGCUUGGAGCCAAUAACAAGUCCUGGAGUCUGGACUGUGGUAAUAACAGGUACUCUGCCAGGCACAAUAAUAAGAUCACUGCCAUACCUGCCCCCCCCUCCAGCUCCCUCAGAGUAGGAGUGUAUCUGGACUGGCCGGCCGGCACUCUGUCCUUCUACAGAGUCUCCUCUGACACACUGACCCACCUGCACACAUUCCACAGCACAUUCACUGAGCCCCUCUAUCCUGGGUUCAGGGUUGAUCCUGACUCCUCAGUGUCCCUGUGUCAGGUAGAAUAGCCCACACACACUCUCACACACUGUGCUCACAUAGAUGGCAGUGAAGAUUGAACUGUACACAGUUGGAAUUGAUAUCCCAGAGUGUUUGUAAAUAUUGGUGUGUGUAGAAUGUUUGUUUUGUUUGAACCUU
Molecule: messenger RNA, 4638 nt
Organism: Hypomesus transpacificus
Lineage: Eukaryota; Metazoa; Chordata; Actinopteri; Osmeriformes; Osmeridae
Product: NACHT, LRR and PYD domains-containing protein 12-like
Exons: 16
Coding region: 249-4508 (1419 amino acids)
Molecular function (GO): protein binding
Source: RefSeq, a predicted model, not a curated record